Messenger RNA from Phytophthora infestans T30-4, 978 nucleotides. RefSeq names its product malonyl CoA-acyl carrier protein transacylase, putative. The transcript has a single exon. Gene Ontology annotation, biological process: fatty acid biosynthetic process. NCBI's taxonomy places the organism in Eukaryota, Oomycota, Peronosporomycetes, Peronosporales, Peronosporaceae. The record is from RefSeq and is a predicted model, not a curated record. Bases 1 to 978 code for a protein of 325 amino acids. Gene Ontology annotation, molecular function: [acyl-carrier-protein] S-malonyltransferase activity.
AUGGCGCUGCGUCGUCUUGCGCUUGUGUUCCCUGGUCAGGGCAGCCAACGUGUGGGUAUGGGCAAAGAUCUGCUGGCAGACUGGCCGCGCAUCGUAGGCGACGUACUAGAGGAGGCCAGCGAGGCUACGGGGCUUAGUUUACGGCGAAGGAUGAUGGAAGGUCCGGCCGACGAGCUCACACUCACGCAUGUGGCUCAGCCGGCGCUGCUGUCGAUGUCUGUGGCGGUGCUGCGUGUUUUACAGCAUGAGACGGAGCUGCCGCCUGUGCAUUUCGCUCUGGGUCAUUCACUGGGUGAAUACUCAGCGCUGGUGGCGGCUGGGGCCAUCGAGUUCGCGGAUGCUGCUCGUCUCGUGCACCUCCGCGGAUUGGCCAUGCAGCGAGCUGUUGCGCCUGGUGUAGGCGCCAUGGCGGCUCUGAUGCCCGUACGCCCUGAAGACGCCGAGUCGCUGUGUCAAGAGGUUACAGUUAGCACGGGAAAAGUCUGUCAAGUGGCCAACUACAACUCGAACAAGCAGACGGUCAUCAGUGGCGACGCACAGGCUGUCGCCGCUGUUAUUGCUCAAGCAAAGGCCACCAAAAAGGCACGGCGUGCUAUGCUACUGGACGUUAGUGCUCCUUUCCACUGUGAACUGAUGGAACCCGCAAAGUUGGAGCUGCACGAGCACCUACAACAGUUAUUGCGUGACGAUAAGCUGAAAGAGCCAAACAUUCCUGUAGUGUGGAAUGUCGAAGCGGAGGCGACGCCCAAGACACCCGAGGAGAUCGCUGAGGUCAUGGAGAAGCAGGUCGUGCAUACCGUUCGUUGGAGUGACAGCGUUGACUAUUGUGUGGCCAAGGAAGUGGACCAUUUUUUUGAGUUGGGGGUCGGGUGUGUGCUGAGUGGCCUCAUCCGACAGCAAAUCGGCACGAGCGACGUGUUGACCACGAGCUGCGGUUCAGCAGACGAGGUGAAGGCGUUUCUCAAGCAGUCGAACUAA